Messenger RNA from Pedinophyceae sp. YPF-701, 3114 nucleotides. The record is from the annotation of a GenBank genome assembly. NCBI's taxonomy places the organism in Eukaryota, Viridiplantae, Chlorophyta, Pedinophyceae.
AUGGGCGGAAAGACGGUGUCGAACACCGAGGACGGCAGCGCCACUGGCGCUGCUGCGCGUGAGCCGGCAGGCUUCCGGAGACAGGCGGGCGCGCUGAUCCGCAAGCAGGCGUCGUACCAGAAGCGCAACCUCUGCCAAAACCUCUCGCUGCUCUUUUCGCCCAUCUUCUUCUGCAUGGUCCUCUUCAUCCUCCAGCAAGCUAUCAACACCGCUUUCGACGACGACGCCUUCAAGUGCGGAUGCGAGUGCCUCCUGUGCUGCCGGCGAGAGAACAACCCGCUGACGUGCUACGUGCCGUCCCCCUUCGACCCGCCGUGCCUGUACCGGUACUGCCUGCGGUCGAACGAGGACAACUGCGACAUCCAGUUCUCCGACGCACAGCAGAGCGCCUUCUGCGGCAUCGACCACGCGCCGGAAAUCCCCCCCAUCCUCCAGGUGCCCCGCGAGAGCCGCCGCGCCCUCCGCUACUCGCCCAACCUGGGCAUGCCGUACACGUCCGACGCGGGCACCGCGGCGCAGGCAGACGCGCUCGCUAGCGACCUCUUCACGCCCCGGACGCCCGAGGACCUCUGGCGGUCGGCCCAGCGCGUGAACGACACCUUCUGGGACCUCCUGCGGCAGCGGCAGACCCUGACGGAGAUCUUCCUGGCCACUCCGCGGGCGUUCGACGACAACUUCGACGAGCCGCUGGGCUCCCGGCGCGACCUGGAGAACGUGCACGUCAUCGACGACGCGUUCACGCCGCUCCAGCACCUCUACGUCCUCGCCGACGCGCCCACGUGCGAGCAGACGUUUUUGUACGUCGAGAACCUCGACAAGGCGUACCUGGACGACAUCAACGAGGGCGACUGGCGCAACCGCUCGGCGCAGGCCAAGGCCGAGCGCGACGACGACGUGAUCUACGCCGAGGUCCCGCGCCAGGGCCUGCGCCUGGGCUGCCUGGGCGUGACGCCCGAGCGCUACGCGGACGCCCGCGCGAUCAACGACGCGCUGUACUGCGGGUUCGCGCGCGCGUCGUGCCCGGGGAAGCCGGCGCUCGAGACCGCGGAGUACCCGCUCGCGUUCGACUUCAAGUCGACGUCCACGGAGACGGGGACGCUCGACGUGCGCAUGUUCUUCAACGACACCACACGCAUCGGGCGCGGGGGCGGGCCGCCGGAGAUGCAGCGGUUCGCGAAGCCGAUCAACAUGGUGACGAACGCGUGGCUCCGCCGCGCGCUCGGCCCGGCGUACAGCGCGCGCCAGCGGUGGAUCAAACACACCCCCGCCCAGUCGCGCGCGCUCAACCUGGACUUCGCGAGCCUCCUCGGGCCGCAGUUCUACCUCUGGGUGCUGCAGCUCAUCCUCCCGGUGAUCCUGCAGAGCCUGGUGUACGAGAAGGAGCAGCGGCUGCGCAUCAUGAUGCGCAUGCACGGCCUGUCGGACGUGACGUACUGGUUCGUGUCUUACCUGUGGUGGUUCGCGCUCUCGACGGUCUACUCGUUCUUCCUCCUGGCGUUCGGGUCCGCGAUCGGGCUCGAGUUCUUCCGGAAGAACUCGGCCAGCGUGCAGAUCGUGUUCUACCUCCUGCUCGCGUGCAACCAGAUCGGAUUCGCCUUUCUGCUGUCAUGCUUCAUCUCCAACCCGCGCACCGCGCUCACGCUGGGCUACUUGUGGGUCAUCGUCUCGGGCUUCCUCGGCACGUACAUGAUGACCACGUUCAUCGAGCGCGAGCGGUGGUUCACGCCCAUCAUCGAGCUCAUCCCCGCGUUUGGCGCCUAUCGCGGGCUGUACGAGUUCGCCGAGUACGCCUUCCGGGGCACCUACGCCAACCUCCCGGGCCUGCGGUGGGAGGACCUCUCCGACGACAACAACGGCCUCGGGCGGGUCAUGUACGUCUUCGUGCUCGAGUGGAUCGUGUUUUCUCUCCUGGCGUGGUACCUCAGCCAGGUCAUGGACGCGCAGACCGGCUCGCGGCGCCACCCGCUCUUCUUCCUGCCCGCCAAGUACCGCGUCGGCUUCGCGGCGCGCCGCGGCGACACCAAGGACACCCGGGACCCCGCCCUGCCGCUCCCGGACGAGGCGGACGACGUCCAGGAGGAGCGCGCGCGCGUGGAGGAGAUCACGAGGAGCACGGGCGGGUCGCAGGCCGCGUCGUGGGACCACCCGAUUGUGGUGCGCGGGCUGCAGAAGACGUUCCCGGCGACGGGGGGCAACCCCCCGAAGCAGGCCGUGCAGUCCCUGUCGGUCGCCGUGGACCGCGGCGAGGUGUUCGGGCUGCUCGGGCCGAACGGCGCGGGCAAGACGACGUCGAUCUCGAUGCUCGUCGGCCUUCUCGAGGCCUCUGGCGGUUCUGCGCUGAUCCAGGGCUUCGACAUCAACAAGGAGAUGCAGAACAUCUACUCGAUCAUGGGGGUGUGUCCGCAGCACGACAUCCUCUGGGGCACGCUGACGGCCGCGGAGCACCUGCGCUUCUACGGCCGGCUCAAGAACAUCCCGGAGAAGGAGCUCAAGGACGAGGUCAUGCGCGUCCUGCGCCUGGUCAACCUGCACGGCGUCGCGCACAAGAAGGUCAAGACGUUCUCCGGGGGCAUGAAGCGCCGCCUGUCCUUCUCCAUCUCCAUCAUGGGCGACCCCGCCGUCGUCUUCCUCGACGAGCCGUCCACAGGGCUUGACCCGGCGUCGCGGCGCAACAUGUGGGAGGUGAUCCGGAAAUACAAGCGCGACAAGGCGCUCAUCUUGACGACGCACUCGAUGCAGGAGGCCGAGGUCCUGUGCGACCGCCUCGGCAUCUUCGUCGAGGGCAAGCUCUUCUGCCUCGGCAACCCCAAGAACAUCAUCUCUCGCUACGGCGGAUACAUUCUGCUGACCAUCACGACGCUGCCGGAGCACCUCGGCGCGGCGCGGAAGCUCGCGGAGUCGCUCGCGCCGGACUGCCAGCGGACGUACGCGCUGGGCGGGACGCAGAAGUUCCACUUCCAGGCGUCGGAUGUGCAGCUGUCGCAGGUGUUCCGGCGGAUUGAGGAGGCGACGAGCUCGGGGAGCCUGCAGCUGCUGGACUGGGCCGUGCACCACGCGAACCUCGAGGACGUGUUCCUCGAGGUUGCGCGGGGCACGGGCGCGAAGCUGACGUGA